This is a messenger RNA of Caenorhabditis bovis, 888 nucleotides long. NCBI's taxonomy places the organism in Eukaryota, Metazoa, Nematoda, Chromadorea, Rhabditida, Rhabditidae. The record is from the annotation of a GenBank genome assembly.
AUGCUGUUUUAUAUUCUUUUGAUGAUUGCAAUUUGUAAAAGAAGAGAUAAGCUUUUCGAGGACUCAUUCUUCAAAAUUUAUUUGGCCGAUGGCGCAGUGAGUAUUAUCAGCAUAAUACUCGAAUAUUCAAUCAACCGACCAAUGAGUCAUAUUCGUCCAGUUUGUGAAUACUUUCACGGAAAUUAUCGAUAUCCAUCGUACGCAUUGACUCCAUAUUUGUACAUUACGAGUUAUGUGCAAUUUUCGAAAAUAUUUGCUACUGUCAUUUUAUGCGCAAAUAGAUAUACUUGUGUUCAAUAUCCAGUUGCUCAUAAAACGUUUUGGAGACGUCGUUCGGGUCAAUUGGUUUUAGUUAUAUUAAUAUUACCAGUGUUAUUCACAUGGCAAAUUGGAAUAUCGAAAUGUUAUAUUGCCGCCAGUAACAGCCAAGCAUUCAUAUUCUACGUUCACAACAUUCCAUGGCUAGGAUCAGCGUACUUUCGAAUGUUAGCUGCAAUUCCUUCAUUUAUCUUUAUAAUCUUUGCGAAUUAUAUAAUAAUUUCGAAAUUGUCUCAAAUCGAAGGCCGGACAAGAUCAAUCGAAAGAGCAAUGACAAUUUCAACAAUCUUCCUUUCGAUUGCUUAUGCUCUUUUCAUCACGAUUCAAGGUUUUUCGUUGAUCGUUUCUGACGAUAUGCUCAAAGAAAGUUCGAUAGUAAAAAUAACAGCUUUGUCUGCAAUUCAACUAUGCAAUGACUUUUAUAUUAUGAGUUCACCGAUUGCUUUAAUUGUGACUUCGAGACGAAUUCGAAGAAGUUUGUUUCCAUUUGGAAGCGUCCCAAUUGACUAUGGCAAAUCGGGAUUUUUAACGAGCAACCCAGGACAAUUAAGCUUAACCGCAAGACCAUAG